Molecule: messenger RNA, 2196 nt
Organism: Zasmidium cellare ATCC 36951
Lineage: Eukaryota; Fungi; Ascomycota; Dothideomycetes; Mycosphaerellales; Mycosphaerellaceae
Exons: 1
Coding region: 1-2196 (731 amino acids)
Biological process (GO): peptidyl-L-cysteine S-palmitoylation; protein targeting to membrane
Cellular component (GO): endoplasmic reticulum; Golgi apparatus
Molecular function (GO): protein-cysteine S-palmitoyltransferase activity
Source: RefSeq, a predicted model, not a curated record
AUGGCCAACUUCUCCGACCCGAACGAGCGCUCGUCCGCCUUUCCCACCUUCCUGGGCCACGACCCAUACCCAGCAACCCGCGAUGGCCGUCCGACGACCUCCUCGUCCAACGCGACUUCCGAAUUCGACAACGCUUCCAACCGAUACAGCAACAUCGCAUCCAGCACUGGCCCAGUUGGAGAGCCGGGAUUGCCUCCGUCGAGACCUCAGAGCAACGCAACCAACGAGAAUUCCUACCCACGAGCGUCUAGUCGCGCAUCGUACGCAUCUCCGCCUUCGCGCAGAGGUUUUGCCCCGUUUGCGCGGAGAGAGGGUGAUGGGAGCAGGCCGAACUCCGCUAUCAAUCCUACCCACGUCCCAAGUCUGACAGCGCAAGGCUUCUUCCGGCCCAUGAGCCCACAAAAACUACAGGCACAGAGAGGACAGACGGUGUUACCGCCAUCGAGCAGAGGUCAGCAAAGUACAGUGCUUCCACCGCAAGAGAGUUUGGAUGAAGAGCAAGAGACAGACAGUCGCAGCCAUCGAUACAGCAAUGCUUCGGUCAAUACAGCACGAGAUAGACCACAGACAGGGAAGAGUGCGCAAGCAGGACCUCCGCCAACGAGCAGAGGCAUGUCGAUAGGGACGAGCUCAGCUGGGGAUGGAAGUGCUGUGCCUGGGCCAGAAAGCGUCAUCAGCAAGAACAGCGUCACGCCGUUGAAUACACGGUUACAGCAACCUGACCAGAGCAAGCUGGGUCCAAUAAAUGGUACACCACCGCCAAAAUCGCCUCGCUCAUUCAGAGCAUCUCUUGGCAUUGGCUCGAGACAUUCAAGCAAACGCGACAUCCAUGAUCGAAAGCCUUCUGGAGCGCAUGAGAAACUCUACUCCAAUCCAUCAACGCCUGUCGUCCCCGCUCAGGAGAAGAAGCCCGGCUCUAACUCUACUCCUCACAACGAUGGCCCAUCGAAAGGCAAGAACUACGAAUACUUCGCUGGUAACAUGCUCUUCUUCCUCUCGGGACGAUGCCUCAACACCAAAGCGAAGCCACUCAAUGUCGCAACCUUUAUUCUGACCGUCCUGCCAGCUGCGCUCUUCUUCGGCUUCAGCGCACCCUGGCUGUGGCAUCACGUCUCACCGGCAAUACCAAUCGUUUUUGCCUACAUAUUCUACGUUACAGUCUCGGCCUUCCUUCACGCCGCAUUCUCAGACCCAAGCAUCCUGCCGAGGAACCUUCACCCGCACCCACCGAAUCCAGACGAAGACCGAGAUCCUCUCACAGUUGGACCGGCGACCACCGAAUGGGUCAUGGUCAAGACAUUUCCCUCUCCACGGAAGCAGGGAUCUGCGCAAUCCAAUGCAGAAAACGGCGCCGGCCAGGGUGGAACGACUGAAAUGGAAGUGCCUACUAAGUACUGCAAAUCUUGCAGCAUCUGGCGACCACCACGAGCCCAUCACUGCCGAGUGUGCGAUGCAUGCAUCGAGACCCAGGAUCAUCACUGUGUCUGGUUGAACAAUUGUGUCGGCCGUCGCAACUACCGCUACUUCUUUGCCUACGUCGGCUUCGCAUCUCUACUCGCGAUGGCGCUCAUCGCUUUCAGCUUGACGCACAUCGGAGUAUACGCGAACCAGCACGACAUCUCCUUUGGCAGUGCUUUGUCUGGUCGCACGCAAGAGCGGAUGGCCUUCGCCAUGUUCAUCUACUCUGUUCUUGCCCUUCCGUAUCCGGGGUCGCUCUUCGUCUACCAUCUCUUCCUCAUCGCAAGAGGCGAAACAACCAGAGAAUAUCUCAACUCGCACAAAUUCCUACCGAAAGACCGCCAUCGACCAUUCUCACAGCAUUCAUUUGCUUGGAACUGGUCUGCAGUACUUGGUCGUCCACGCCCGCCUUCAUACAUGUCUUUCAAGCACGCCUACGCUCCAGGUGAUGUUCGUCUGGGCCAUACCAUGCCGCGAAAGGAACGCAAAGAAGAGGCGAGACUGGAAAAUGCACGAUCGAACAGUCGAGUGGAGGGAAUGAAGAAGAGGUUUUCGGUGCAGAAGAGCGGAGAUGGUGCGACUGACAACGCCAAUGGCGUCGAGAUGCAACAGCUUUCUCCAGACAACGACAGGCCACGAGGCAACGAACUAACAGAAGCCGAACUGGAUCUCGACGUCGACAAGAACAAGAAGCUGCCGCCAAAGCCGCCCAGUGCCAUGAACAUCACGCCGCGCUGA